Molecule: messenger RNA, 240 nt
Organism: Prunus armeniaca (apricot)
Lineage: Eukaryota; Viridiplantae; Streptophyta; Magnoliopsida; Rosales; Rosaceae
Source: the annotation of a GenBank genome assembly
AUGGGGUUUUUGGAUACACAUCUAUAUGGUGAUCCUAGUGUUGUACCAGGUCCUGUCUGGACUAGCCCUCCCCCAGCUUUGGUCAAGCUCAAUUGUGAUGGUGCAUGGGUGGCUCAAACAGGCUGUGCGGGGGGUGGGGUUUGGGGGUGUUGGUUACGGGAUGGCAUAGGUUGUUUUAUUAGGGUGGGAGGCACUAGGGAUAUGCGUUGGUGGAGGCAGAGGCAGUACAGGAAGCUUUGA